GGCAACCGCGCUCCUCCCGCCGCCAUGGCGGAGCCGCAGGCCGGGCCGGUUUCUUCGUCGGCAGCGGUGGCGGGACCGCCAAAGCCCCAUCCUAAAAGAGUGCCGGAGAUACCCAUGCUAGAGAGGAGGAACUGGUUCAUCUAUCUGCUGUACGUUCGCAGAGAGUACAACGAGUGCAAGGCUGUCAUCAAAGAGCAGCUCCAGGAGUCCCAUGGGAGGUGUGAAUAUGCUGUCUACGUUCAAGCUUUGAUAUUUCGCUUGGAGGGGAAAAUUCAAGAAUCUCUUGAACUGUUUCAGACAUGUUCCAUUCUGAACCCUCGAAGUGCUGACAACCUGAAGCAGGUGGCGCGAUCGCUGUUUCUUCUGGGGAAACACAAGGCUGCCAUUGAGGUGUACAACGAAGCAGCUAAACUUGAUGAAAAGGACUGGGAGAUCAGCCACAACCUGGGUGUGUGCUACAUGUACCUGAAACAUUUCAACAAGGCACGAGACCAGCUAAACAAUGCCCUGGAGAUGAACAGACAUGAUCUGACUUACAUGAUGCUGGGAAAAAUUCACCUCUUGGAGGGGGAGACUGAGAAAGCCAUCGAAGUCUAUAAGAAAGCAAUAGAAUUUUCUCCAGAAAAUACGGAGCUCCUUACGAAACUGGGGUUAAUUUACUUGCAGCUUGGCGAUUACCAGAAGGCUUUUGAACACCUUGGAAAGGCACUCACUUAUGACCAGGGCAACUACAAGGCUACGUUGGCAGCUGGCAGCAUGAUGCAGGCCCAUGGAGAUUAUGACGUUGCCCUGUCCAAAUACAGGGCAGUGGCCAGCAGCAUGCCUGAAAGCCCUCCCUUGUGGAACAACAUUGGGAUGUGCUUCUUUGGCAAGAAGAAAUACGUCGCUGCUAUCAGUUGCUUGAAGCGGGCGAACUACCUGGCUCCUUUUGACUGGAAGAUUCUGUACAAUUUGGGCUUAGUCCACCUCACAAUGCAGCAGUACGCAUCUGCUUUCCACUUCCUCAGUGCUGCCAUCAACUUCCAGCCCAAGAUGGGAGAGCUGUAUAUGCUCCUUGCAGUUGCUCUGACAAACCUUGAAGACAUUGAGAAUGCAAAACGUUCCUAUGAGCAAGCUGUGGCACUGGACAGGUGCAAUCCCCUUGUCAACCUGAACUAUGCCGUGCUGCUGUAUAACCACGGCGACAAGCAGGGGGCCCUCUGCCAGUACCAGGAGAUGGAGAAGAAGGUCGUUGCACUGAAGGAGAGCAGCACUCUGGAUUUUGACCCCGAGAUGGUGGAGGUUGCCCAAAAGAUGGGAACUGCCCUGCAGGUCGGGGAGAGCCAAGUCUGGACGAGGCCUGCUAAAGAGUCUAAAUCCAAGCAGCGAGCUGCUCCGUCAGGGAAGCCAUUGGGCUCCAACCAGGCCUUGGGUCAAGCCAUGUCCUCAGCUGCUGGCUAUGGGAAAAGCAUGCAGCUUCCAUCAGGUGCCGGAGCAAAGCUUCCCUCACUGCCCCUGGAACCAGAGCCAGGCCCACAGCCAGGCCCAGAGGUGACCUCAGCGCCAGCAGAGGCCGAGGAGCAGCGGCAGGAGAAGCACAAGAGCCGUCAGGCCGCAGAGUAGGAUGGGCAGGCGUGGGCCUGACCUGCGGGGCAGGGGACCCGGCCUCCUGUGACCUGGAGUGGCUUCAUCCCGCUGUCAGUUAGCGUAGAGGUGGCGUUUCUGUCAGUGAUUUUAGCACGAGGUCUCUGCCUGGUCCCGGGAGUCACUGAGGCAAUCAGCAGAGGACACUGCAUGGCUGCUGCGAGUGCAGUCACACCUUGCUUCCUCAGGAGUGGGGAGGAUGGCGGCUCAGCAGGGAGUGUGCAGCAGCACAGAAGUCAGCCAGUCCUAAAUUCCAAAUUCUUUGCUGAGAAACAGGGUGAAUGAGGCUCAGUGAAGCCCUGUGCUCCUGUGAUUGGAGUUGUUCCUUUAGAAUUAGUAUUGCCCAACAUGGGGGAAAGGUUGGUUUCCGGGGAAAAUAAAGAUCUUUUCUGAGAAGGCUUGCCAUGGUCAGCUGCAGUGCUGAAUUUCUUUCAGUAAAGCUGCAGCCGUGCUCUGAAGAACGGAGUUAUGUCCUCCUUGUGAGAUUUUCAGGAGAUUCAGUUCUGCGAGCUGCAAGAAGGCAAAGUAGCCCCGUGGUGAGCAGAGCAAGAGAUCUUAAUGCCCCUGUGCUACUGAGAUGUUGGAGAAACGUCUUUAUUCUCAAAGAGAAAAAUCUUAGCCUUCCUUUCUCCGCUCCUGUCAGUUUUUUGCAUCUGGGAUUUAUCCAGAGCUUGACACAGGCCCUCAAAACAACUGUGCUGGGGAACUAAGCUGAGCCUGUCAUGCUUUAUAUAAGGAACCAGUAACUGGGUUAAGUAAGUGUAGUUUUCACUCUUCCUCCCCUCUGCAUAGAGUUGUGCUGCUGUGGGACUUGGGAUUUUGCUUUUCCAAGCAGAAAGUGCAGCACUUUCAGCCCAAAGAAGCUGUAGCUUCAGGAAGGCUCAGCUCAUAUGCUAAUAAGCCUGAUGAGCUUUUAAAAAUAAGCUCCUGUUUUUUUUCAUGGUUUCAUAAUCGACACAUCCAGUGGAGUGAGGUUUGUAAUGGAAACCUCCUGCAGCAGCCUGCAAAAGCAGCAUGACCACGGCCCUGGAUACCUUAAUGUCCUCCAGCAGCUCUUUCUGGCCAGCUGCUUUUAUCCAGAGCGAUGUUGAUGUGUUUUUAGAGUGCAGCAGGGACCCAAAGUGUUGCCCUGCUCCCCAGGGGCCACUCAAAGUAGGAUCCCUUUGCUUUGUCUGUUUUGAUUGCCAAAACUACCUGCUUACCUCAAAUGUGGCUUCUUUUUGUUUCAUCUGUCCUCUGCUGGUUGGCUUUUUAUCAGUCCAUCCCUGCAGCAGCACUCCUUUAAUGCUUUCCUUGUGCUAGAGCAAAAGGAAUCAGAGGUUUUGUGCAGCAGCCGCCAAUUGAAACAAACCAGACGAGCUGCAGUGUAAUUCAGGUACAGUGCAGCUAUUUUAUUUGCAUUAAACUUUUUACACUGCAGAUCACUGCGGUGUCAGGGAGUGUCUGUGCAGGAGGCCAGGAGUACAGAGCAGGGGUGGGCUGGGAAUGAUCUCUAGCCCCUAAAGCUUUUAUUCAAGGUGUGUUUUUCUGUAGCCAUUGCUUGUCAUUGUUUGGGCUUACCAUAAUGGGUGGCAGGUUUGGGAAGUUCCAUUCAAGGAGCAGCGUGUGGAGCAGAGUGGUCACAGCACUGCUGACACAGGGAGCUUUUUUCUCCAGCUGCUUGUUGUAAGGAGGGUAAGUUUAACUUCAGGACUGUGGCAUUAAGGAACUGCUCUGGGGGAGCAGCCUCAUCUCAUAGGUGGCCAUAGGAACCAGGACCACAGCCUGCCUGAGGCACGUGAGGCUCUUUGCUCACCCAGUCCCACCUGGGCCACCUGUUCUCUUGGCUGCUAGGGGCUCUUAUAGGACAAGUGCUGCGUGUUACUCAUGGGGCGUGCUGCUGAGGGAGGCACUGUGAAGGUGUUAGAAAUAUUCCUUCAAAGGUACAGAGCUUUAUGCAGAUGAUUAAUUCUCUGUGAAAAAGAACAGUAGCACCUUGUUACUUUCUGCUUUGGAAGGGAGCAGAAGGGAGCUUCGUGUCUGAGGAGGUGUUUUUAAAUAUGUAAUUAUGUUGGAUAAUAAAUAUUACUGCACUGCUUUG
Molecule: messenger RNA, 3703 nt
Organism: Lagopus leucura (white-tailed ptarmigan)
Lineage: Eukaryota; Metazoa; Chordata; Aves; Galliformes; Phasianidae
Gene: BBS4
Product: Bardet-Biedl syndrome 4
Exons: 16
Coding region: 25-1602 (525 amino acids)
Biological process (GO): cilium assembly; protein localization to cilium
Cellular component (GO): ciliary basal body
Molecular function (GO): protein binding
Source: RefSeq, a predicted model, not a curated record